Mercenaria mercenaria is the source of this 9501-nucleotide messenger RNA. RefSeq lists its product as uncharacterized. The coding region runs from base 219 to 2204 and encodes 661 amino acids. The record is from RefSeq and is a predicted model, not a curated record. NCBI's taxonomy places the organism in Eukaryota, Metazoa, Mollusca, Bivalvia, Venerida, Veneridae. Gene Ontology annotation, molecular function: protein binding. The transcript is spliced from 2 exons.
UUUUAUUCGUAGCAGCGCCCGUUCAGCUAACUGUAACACGUUUUUCCAGCAGAAUUGGUUAGUGACCGAAUUUAACGAAGUAUUGACUUCGAAUAGAUUUAUUCUUCAAAGCUGUUCGUUGAAGAACCAUUGCCUGGAGGAGGUUUUAAGUUACUAGUUCUGAGAACAGGUUGUAGAAGAGGUCCUGGAAUUAAUGUUUGUUAACAGAUCUUGGUACAAUGUCAAAUUCAACUUCUUUAAAUGACCAUCACAGAGACAUUCUUGAGUACUUGAAUGAGGAGAGAAAGAAACAGAGUUUAUGUGAUAUCAAGUUAGUUGCCAGUGGAACAGUUGUUCAUGCACAUAAAAGUGUUCUAGCAGCUGAAUGCGAAUACUUCAGAAUAUUGUUUCAUUGCCAGUUCUCGGACUCGAAUAAACAUGAAAUUGAUUUGACAGCAACUGUUGAUAAUGCUGACGAUCUUGAGAAAGUAAUCAACUUCAUCUAUACAUGUGAGAUUGAAAUUACUGAACAGAAUUUGCCUGAGCUUGUCAGGAUAGCUUCUUUCUUCCUGAUGAAAAAUUUGCUUAUCAAAAUUCGAGAUUAUAUGAUGAAGGAAAUAACCAGUGAUACAUGCCUGCAGUAUUACUUAUUGGCAACAGAAGGAGCAUUACCUGAAGUAGAAGGCAUGGCAUCUCUCAUGUUGAAAGCCAAGUUUCAUAAUUACCACAUUAAUAUGGACGAAACAUUAGCUAUAACACCUGAUGACUUGAAAGAUUUCCAUGAGAAGGGAUUUUUUAAUUUCUGUGAAAUUAAACAAUUUCUGGAUUUCAUAACUAAAUGGGUGGGAAGACAUCACACAGAGACACACAUUACAGUGGCAUGUCAUGUUAUUUCAGCUUUUGUCAAAAGCAAAAACAUCAGCCGAAAAUCUUCAGUCACGAAGAGACAGGUUACAAAAUCAUUUACAGUGAUGCUGUCAAACUUGAAAGAUGCUGGACUGACUCCUGCAGAUAACAUAAUGGUAGCUGAAUUCGUAGAAACUUUUAAGAAAGCCUUAGCUGAUGAAGCUAAAAGUGUCCCAAAGCGUAAAGGGAGAAGACGGAAGUCGAGAAAACCUGCUAACAAAAAACAAAAAGAAAUGGUCCUAGUUGCUCUGGGGAAAACCAAGGAGGAUGAUGAUGAUGAUGAAAAUAUUGAUGAUUCCGAUGACUGUGAAGAGUCUUAUCGACCAUACGUUGGCAAGCCGUUACAUGUCUGUAUCUACGUGCCUAGUUCACAGUGUUGGUUCAGUUAUUGCACAGUUCCUGUAGAAAGUAUUGCAUUUACCAGCGACUUUGUUGAAGAGAAGAUUGGUGAAUUUUUUAUGUUCAGAGAUUAUUUCGUCAGCUAUAGUUACGAUGACCAUUGUCUGCUUUUCCAUCACACCAAGAGAAAACCAGGCUCCACAGCAGUAAAAGACAUAAGGGUGAAUCUACACAAUUACUUCGGACCAGAAGACAGUUUUUCCACAGUUCAUAAUGACACAUUUUACGUGGUUAACAGAGUUUCAUGCAAGUUUGAUUUGAAUGCCAAGACUCAUUUAAUUGGAUUUCGCUUAGAUGAUGAGAUGAAUAUAGCGAAGUUGUUUGAAACGGAACCACUGCCAGGUUCUGUUGGACAUGACAAAGACCAUGACCCGGUUAGAGAUAUGGAAAUUAGAAUCAGUUCAAAGACAAAUGAAAUGCUGAUUAUUCAUUCAACUUUUGACACUGACCUAAGCCCUUCUUCUGCAAUUUACUUAGUUAAGCUUGGAGAAAUAAAUUGCACUGUGACAAUGCUGUUAAACACAAAAGAUGAGGAGAAAAUUUUGAGGGAAUGCCAUAUAGUUGAAAUGGAUGAUAGGUUCUUGGUUGUGAGGGAAGAUAACGAUAGAACACACGUGAUUUGCGAGUAUAUAUUCCUGUCGGAUGAGAUCAACUUUGACACUGAGUAUAUUCCAGGUGAAACACUGUAUGACAGCUACGGAACAUAUCUUUACCCAAGCAUCGUGCCUUUAAAUGGAACACAUCGCUUUUGGCAGUUUGAAGUAUAUCCACGGAAGUUGAGUAUUUUGAAGAGUGCAGAUUUCAACGAGAAGAAAAUUACUGUGACUGAGCAUGUGGCACCACCUUUGUCCAAAAUUUUAUCUUUCCAUGAAACAUGGCUACCUGUAUCCUUCUUAAAGAAACUAAAAAAAGUCCCCUGAUUGUAAAACAAUAGCAGUAAUUAGGUACAUGAACACACAGGAUAGACAUUCAUAUAUAUACUUGUGAGGUUGAGAUUGAAUACUGCUACAGGUUUAUUUGUCUGCUGACAGUUGUAGGUUUCAUAAGGUCUUAAUAGUGUAUAUAGGAUUGACUUUAUAUUUGAAGGAGCAUGUGUGUACAUUCAGAACAUAGCAGUUUUGUGUAUACUUUGAUGUGACACAUGUAACGUUCGAAACCAUGUACAGUUACCUGUAGGGAGCCGCUCAGUUGGUUGAUCAAGAAAUGGUACGGAAGACUACCUCAUUACUUGUAUGUGCAUGAAUUAAACUGGAAUUAACAGUUAUACCUGUAGUGUAUGGAAUGUAUCAAAUAAAUUGAUUGAAUCUGCAGGGAAUAUGUAAGGAUUUUAUAUAAAUAUUUCAAUACAAAACAGUAAGACAGCUGCAGUGUUCAUAAAAAGAAAAUUGUAUGAAUAUAUUUUGUUCAAAGUUUUGUGUUUGUUUUCAACUAUUUUUGCUUUGACGUAUUUGUUACGUUACUAUGAUAGGGUACAUAUGAAACGUAAACAGUUGUGCUCUUAACUAUAUAGUUAAAAAAAACAAAACCCAUAUAGUUUAAAGCUAGUUCUGCAUGAAGUGGUGGCGUAAUGUCCUUUAUCCAGAAAUCGUAGAAUAAAGCCUGGAUAAGGCGGUCGGAAAUGAAAUUCAUUUUAUGAAUAAAUGGCAACCUGCGAGUAAAUUUAUUACAAUGGCACUGUUACUAUCUUUCUAAAGUUAAAAUAUGAUAUUAAAACAUCUGACACGUUAAAUUAUUCAAAAUAAUGUCUGAAAAUUAGCUUGAAAUGUGCGGUUCACUUUUAUCAUGGUCAGAUAUCUCAAAAAUAAGCGCACCGACCUAUACAUUUUAUUAGCUCAUCUGAUUUUUUGAAAAAAAAUGAUGAGUUAUUGUCAUCACUUGAGCGGUUGUCAGCGUCGGCGUCGGCGUCUGCGUUGGCGUUGCCUGGUUAAGUUUUAUGUUUAGGUCAGCUUUUCUCCUAAACUAUCAAAGCUAUUGCUUUGAAACUUGGAAUACUUGUUCACCAUCAUAAGUUGACCCUGUAUAGCAAGAAACAUAACUCCAUCUUGCUUUUUACAAGAUUUAUGGCCCCUUUUGUACUUAGAAAAUAUCAGAUUUCUUGGUUAAGUUUUAUGUUUAGGUCAAUUUUUCUCCUAAACUAUCAAAGCUUUUGCUUUGAAACUUGGAAUACUUGUUCACCAUCAUAAGCAGACCCUGUACAUCAAGAAACAUAACUCCAUCUUGCUUUUUGCAAGAAUUAUUGCCCCUUUUGGACUUAGAAAAUCAGUUUUCUUGGUUAAGUUUUAUGUUUAGGUCAGCUUUUAUCCUAAACUAUCAAAGCUAUUCCUUUAAAACUUGCAACACUUGUUCACCAUCAUAAGCUGACCCUGUACAGCAAGAAACAUAACUCCAUCCUGCUUUUUGCAAGAUUUAUGGCCCUUUUGGACUUAGAAAAUAUCAGAUUUCUUGGUUAAGUUUUAUGUUUAGGUCAACUUUUUCUCUUAAACUAUCAAAGCUAUUGCUUUAAAACUUGCAACUCUUGUUCACAUCAUAAACUGACCCUGUACAGCAAGCAACAUAACUCCAUCCUGCUUUUUGCAAUAAUUAUUGCCCCUUUUGGACUUAGAAAAAUCAUUUUCUUGGUUGAAUAUUAUGUUUAAGUCAACUUUUCUCAUAAACUAUCAAAGCUAUUGCUUUAAAACUUGCAACAGUUUUUCACCAUCAUAAGUGGACACUGUACAUCAAGAAACAUAACUCUAUCCUGCUUUUUGCAAGAGUGAUGGCCCUUUUUAGACUUAGAAAAUCAUGGUUAGGACAAUAUUUCUAUUAUAAAAAAAAAAUCAGAUGAGCGUCAGCACCCGCAAGGCGGUGCUCUUCUUUCACCACAUUAUAGACCAUAUGUUUAUUUACUACUAUGAGAAGUUUCAUUAAAAUCGACAUUGUAGAAAAAUUUCUAUUUGAAAAAAUGUUAUGAAAGUUGUGAGUUUCCCUUAAACUUCCAUUAUGAAAAAUUGCGUGAGGUCCAAACUUUUAAGACAGUCUAGCAAAAAAUCAAGCACACGCCCUUGUCUUUUUUAUCUGCUAAGUUUUCUAAGUAUAUUCUGAAGUUUUGAAAAAUCAGGGUUUUAUCAAAUUCUACAUUGUAGAAAAAAUUUUGAUCCAAACAUGCAGAACUACCAUAAUAUGUACUUGAUUCUCAACUAUACCAAAAUAAGACAUGUUGUAGGUUACAUACGUGCUCUAACUAGAUUUAAUGUGUACCUGAUUGUAAGUCAUGCAAAAGUUUUUGAGUCACAAUCAACUAAAAGAUCCAUUAUACAUCUGUUCAAACUAGUCUUAUCUUCUUGAUUGUAUUCACAAUUGCAACAGCAGUAUUUGUGUCAUGUGGCAGCUGUAAAGAGUCUCCCUGUACUUGGACUCAGUAUUUCAAAGUGUUCAGGGUGAGCUAUUGUGACCAGUCAUUGUCCGUUGCCGUCCAGCGUCAGGCGUCCAUCAACAUUUGCUUUGUUAACACUCUAGAGGCCACAGUUUUGACCCAAUCUUUAUGAAAAUUGGUCAGAAUGUUUAUCUUGAUGAUCUUUAGGUCAAGUUCAAAUCUGGGUCAUGUGGGGUCAAAAACUAGGUCACCCAGUCAAAUAAAAAAAGCUUGUUAACCCUCUAGAGGCCACAUUUAUGAUCAUAUCUUCAUGAAACUUGGUCAGAUAGUUUAUUUUAGGUGAUUUUUAAGUCUUUAAUUGAAACUGGGUCAUGUGGGGUCAAAAACUAGGUCACUAGGCCAGAUCAAAUGAAAAUCUUGUUAACACUCUAGAGACCACAUUUUAAGUUUGAAACUCACGAGAAUUGAUCAGAAUGUUUUCUUGAUGACCUUUAGGUCAAGCUAGAAUCUGGGUCAUGUGGGUUCAAAAACUAGGUCACCCAAUUGAAAAUCAAACAAAACCUUGUGUAUGCAAUAGGGGCUGCAUUUUGCUCUGGAUCUUCAUGAAAUUUGAUCAGAAUAUUUGUCUUGAUGAAAUCUAGGUUAAGUUCAAACCUGACCACAAAGUGCUCGAGGUGAGCUAUUGUUACCGGUCAUUGUCCGUUGUCUGUCAUCAUGCGUCAUGCUACGUCUGUCCUCCAUCAACAUUUGCCUUGUUAACACUAGAGGCCACAGUCUUUAUGAAACUUAGUCAGAAUGUUCGUCUUGAUGGUCUCUAGCUCUAGGUCAAGUUUGAAACUUGGUCAUUUGGGUUCAAAAACUAGGUCAGUAGGCCAGAUCAAAGGAAAAUCUUGUUAACAAUCUAAAGUCCACAGUUUAAGUUUGAAACUCAUGAAAAUUGAUUAGAAUGUUUAUCUUGAUGAUCUCUAGGUCACUUUCGAAUCUGGGUCAUGUGGGGUCAAAAACUAGGUCACCCGGUCACCCGGUCAAAUAAAAAGAAAAGCUUGUGAACAAGCUAGAGGCUACAUUUAUGACCCUAUCUCCAUGAAACUUGGCCAGAAUAUUUAUCUUGAUGAUCUUAAGGCUAAUUCUGAAACUGGGUCAUGUUGGAUGAAAAACUAGGUCACUAGGCCAGAUCAAUUGAAAAUCGUGUUAACACUCUAGAGACCACAUUUUUAGUUUGAAACUUAAUCUAGGUCAAGUUAGAAUAUAUGUCAUCUGGGGUCAAAAAAUAGGUAACUCUGUGUCAAAUCAUAGAAAAACUUGGUGUUUGCAAUAGGGGCUGUUUUAGCUCAACUAUACGAAGUAUGGAGAGCUGUCCUACUCAACCCAGCGUCUGUGUCCUUGCGCGUCUGCACCUUGGUUAAAGUUUUGAUGCACUUUCUCUUUAUCUCUGUUAUUACUUGGUGGAUUUGUUUCAAACUUAAAGUAGUUAUUCAUCAUCAACACCCACAUCAUAUGGCACAAGAGCUUUAACUCUCACACUAAUAUUUCAUGAAUUAUCCCCCUUUUACUUAGAAUUUCAGUUUAAAGUUUUGGUGCACUUUCACUGUAUCUCAGUUAUUACCAAAUGGAAUUGAUUCAGACAUAAAAUAGUUGUUCCAUAUCAUCACCCACAUCAUAUGACACAAGGUACAUAACUCUUGCAUGUCCCCUUUUACUUAGAAUUUAAUGUUGAUUUUGAUGUAUUUUCACUAUAUCUCUGUUAUUACAGAGAGGAUUUGAUUCAAACAUAAAACAGUUGUUCCACAUCAUCACCCACAUCAUGUGACACAAGGACUUUAACUCUGGCACCAAUGUUUCAUGAAUUAUGCCCCCCUUUUACUUAGAAAUUAAGGUUAAAUUUGGUGCAUUUUCUAUAUAUCUCUGUUAUUACAGAGAGGAUUUAUAGUUGUUCAACAUCAUCACUCACAUCAUAUGACACAAGAACCAUAACUCUAGCACCAGUAUUUCAUGAAUUAUCUCCCUUUUUUCUCUUUCACACUAUCUCAGUUGUUACUAAAUGGAUUUAAUUCAAACUUAAAGUAAUUGUCCCACAUUAACACCUCAUCAUAUAACACAAGGUGCAUCACUGUUGCAUCAAUAUUUCACGUAUUGUGCCCCUUUUUGCUUAGAAUUACACUUAUUUAAUGUUUUGAUACACUUUAUCUUAAUCUCUCUUAUUACUUAAUACUUUUGACACAGACUCAAGUUAUUGUCUAAUAUCUUCAUCCACAUUGGAGUCAUUAAACAUUCCAGUGACAACUCCAGCUUCCUCAGAUGUGCCCAGUUUCACUAUCCAGCAUCGAAGUAGUCGAGCAUGCUGUCUCCUGUGACAGCUCUUGUUUUACAUCUGAUGUGCAUGAAACUUUGUUAUAUUGUUUGUACCUGUUGAAAUCUCGGAUGGGCUCUUAUAUGGGUGACGUGGGGUUAAAAACUAGGUCACUAGAUCAAAUUAAAGAAAAAGCUUGUUUACACUCUAGGGGCCACAUUUUUUAAUCAAUGUGCAUAAAACUUGGUCAGAAUGUUUGUUAUCACGAGAUCGUAGACGAUUAUGAAUCUGGGUCACGUGGGGUCAAAAACUAGGUCACUAGGUGAAAUAGAAUGAAAAGCUUGUUUUCACUCCAGAGGCUGCUUUUUGCUCCAAUCUUCAAUAAACUUUGUCAGAAUGCUUAUCUCCAUGAAAUCUUGGACGGGUUUGGGUCAUUUUGGCUCUAAAACUAGGUCACUAGGUCAAAUCAAAGAAAACGCUUGUUUACAUUCAAGAGGCCACAUUUUUGGUUCAAUCUUAAUGAAAAUUGGUCAGAAUAUGUGUCUUAAUAAAAUCUCCGAAAGUUUAAAAAUUGGGUCAUGUGGUAUCAAAAAUUAGGUCACAAGGCCAAAUCGAAGAAAAACCUUGUUUACACUCUACAGGCCACAUUUUUGCUCCAAUCUUCAUGAAACUAGGUCAGAAUGUUUAUCUUUUUGAAAACUCGGACGGAUUUGAAACUGGGUAAUUUAGUUUCAAAAACUGGGUCACUAUGUCAAACAUGUUUACACUGUUAUGGUGUGUUACUCAGGUAAGCGACCUAGGUUGUUUACUGAAUUUUUGUGGAAUUUGAUCAGAAUGUUUGUCUUGAUGAAAUCUAGGUCAAGUUCGAAUAUGGGUCAUCUUGGUUAAAAAAAUUGGUCACCCGGUCAAGUAAAAGAAAAACUAUGUGUGUAACAGGGGUUGCAUUUUUCACUGGAUAUUUGUGAAAUUUGGUCAGGGUGAUCUUGAUGACAUCUAGGUCAAGUUUGAAUAUAGAUCAUGUGGGGUCAAAACCUAGGUCAAAUAAAAAAAUCUUGGUGUGUGCAAUAGGGGCUGCACUUUUCAUCUGAAAUGCAUGAAACUUGGUCAGAAUAAUUGUCUCCAUAAAACCUUGGAUGAAUUCUUAUCUGGGUCACUUGAGGUCAAAAACUAGGUCACAAGGUCAAAUCAAAUAAAAAGCUUGUUUACACUCCAUGGGCCAAAUGUUUUAUUCAGUUUUCAUAAACCUUGGUCAGAAUGUUAUUAUGAGGUCUUGGAUGAAUUUAAAUCUGGGUCACGUGGGGUCAAAAACUAAUUCACUAGAUCAACCUUUACUGUGUUGGUGCUCCGUAAAACCCAAAUAAAUAAAUAGAUCAAAUCAAAGGAAAGCUUGUUUACACUCUAGAGACCACUGUUUUGCUCCAAUCUUCAGGAAACUUUGUCAGAAUGUUGUGUCCAUGAAAUCUUGGACGAGUUCUAAGCUGAGUCAUGUUUGGUCAAAAACUUGGUCACUUGGUCAAAUCAAAGAAAAUGCUUGUUUACACUCAAGAGUCCACAUUUAUGGUCCAAUCUUAAUGAAAAUUGGUCCGAAUAUUUGUCUCCAUGAAAUCUCAGAUGAGUUAAAAAUUGGAUCGGGUAAUCUUCAUGAAACUUGGUCAGAAUGUUUAUCUCCUUGAAAACUCUGACGAGUUUGAAACUGGGACAUGCCGUGUUAAAAACUGGGUCACUAGGUCAAACUUGUUUACACUGUUAUGGUGUGUUACUCAGGUGACUGACCUAGGGCCAUUUUGGCCCUCUUGUUAUAUUUUCUGGCCCUGUGGGAUCAUGGAGUCCAUUCAGUGUAUAUGUAAAGCCGGUGCUAGUGGGUUUGAAGGGUGUUGCACUUUCCAGUAUCUCUCAUGAACAAACACAAUCAAACCAUUAUUUUGCUUGGUUUCAUUCUAUGCUGAUUUUAUGAACAAUGUUUAAAAGCGGUCCAUAUCCUGCAGUUAUUAUCUAUGAAAUUGAAGUAUCUUAAUUCAUUGUCACUAUAACCCAAUUAAUGCAUCUUGGUAGUAUUACACCCUUCUGUAAAUAUGCCACCAAUUUCCAUCAUUUUCCAUUAUUUUUCAUGGCAUUCAGUGGCAUCUGAUGGAAAAUAUGAUGGACAAUACUGGCAUUUGAUAGAAAAUUGUUGCCUUUUCCUUACAUUGCCACUGUUUGCCACCAAAUGACAACACAAGUUCCACCAAAUGCCACAGAACUGUAGUGGAAAUCAGUGGAAAAUUGAACUUUGCCAUUUUUAUGAGUGUAAAUCAGUGGAAAACACUUAGAAUUUUUCUCUCAUUCUGAGACUGGAAAUUUCUGUGCUGAAAUCAUUUGUGUAGUGAUAAAGCUGAAACAGUAGAUUUAAGUAAAGACUUGUCACAUUGAGUUCCUCUUGCAAAACAUAAUAAUUUAAUCAUAAUCAUAAUUUUUGCUUAUAAUUAUAAUGAAGGUGAACUAUUGUUUGAGUCACUCUUAAGCAUGUAGUUUAUUGUUUAAAUUUGCUGUUUCUACUGUGUAACAAGCCUCAAUUGAAAUAAACAUCAAACUUAUA